AAUUAUUCUUACGACUAUAUAAAACCUAAAGCCAGUGUUUAGUGUGAUCAGUUCAGUUCAGGUAUUGAUAUCAAACAGUAAAUUGAUAUUCCAUCGAAAAAAAUGUUCAAAUUCCUAUUUUUGGUUGCUUGUGCGUUGGUUGCAGUUAACGCGGUGAGUGAACAACUGAAGAAUGAAUUCAUAGAAAAAAUGACGAAUAUAGGUGGACAGUGUGCUAAGGAGGUUGGAGCUAAUGAAGAGGAUAUUGCUGAACUAUUAGCUCACAAAGCACCAUCAAGACAUGAAGGAGAAUGCAUGAUCUUCUGCUUCCAUAAGCAUUUAGGUUUGAUGAAUGAAGAUGGAACUUUCAGCAAGGAAGGUGGAUUGAAGGCUUUAGAACCAGUGAAAGCAGAUGAUCCUAAACUCUAUGAGAAAUUGAUAUCUAUUGGAAAGAUGUGUCAAGAAGAAGUUGCCAAGGACGAUGACAAAUGUAAAUAUGCUACUCAAUUGACCGUGUGUGGAGUGAAGAAAGGAAAAGAGAUGGGAUUGGAUGCUUCAAUGAUCCAUUGAAAGGUCCAGUGAAAUAAAAAUGAAAUAUUUAUUACGAUGUAUGUAUAGUUGUAAAAAUUUGAAUAAAAGAUUUUGAAGGCA
Molecule: messenger RNA, 630 nt
Organism: Harmonia axyridis
Lineage: Eukaryota; Metazoa; Arthropoda; Insecta; Coleoptera; Coccinellidae
Product: general odorant-binding protein 19d-like
Exons: 6
Coding region: 103-549 (148 amino acids)
Biological process (GO): sensory perception of smell
Molecular function (GO): odorant binding
Source: RefSeq, a predicted model, not a curated record